AUGCAGCUCAACAGACAUUCGGGUCCCUCCAUUCGAACCAUUCCGGUUGUACUCAACCCUGGUGAAUCCGAGAAUGCUUCUGCAGCACAGUUUCAAAACUGGGUGGAGCGAGCGCGGGGGCUGCCGUCCUAUAAAUCUCUUCGAGCUAGUUUCUCUGAAAUCGAUAUUCGUUUGGAGAGAUGCUUGAGCUUGGACUUCGCAAAGUCAAAAGCUAGGCGUCAGCUCCCGGGACCUCGUCCCCAACAUCAUGAGGCGUCUACACCUCCUGCUCCCCCUGUGAGUACCGAUGCUCGUUAUCUCGAGCCGGCUGCCCCAGCCACUGGUCAGAGCCUGAGCUCAGCUGCCGACCUGUCUUCUUCCCACCCUAGUGGGAAGCGCUCAGCGCCUGGCGACGCUGUCGCACGCCAUGGUGGCGUUCUAGCACCGAAUGUGCCUGAUCAUAAGCGUCCACGACGCCAGGGCAAUCUUGCCGGGGGGAAACCUCAAACUCCCAAGAGAUAUGUAAGUGAGGGUAACGCCUCCACUUCACCAGAAAUUGGGUAUGACCCCGGCGACGUCGUCGCGCCACAAGGCGUUCCACGUGGUAGCUGA
Messenger RNA from Phytophthora nicotianae INRA-310, 591 nucleotides. RefSeq lists its product as hypothetical. The transcript has a single exon. The coding region runs from base 1 to 591 and encodes 196 amino acids. The record is from RefSeq and is a predicted model, not a curated record. NCBI's taxonomy places the organism in Eukaryota, Oomycota, Peronosporomycetes, Peronosporales, Peronosporaceae.